CGUCAGCGCGCACGGUGCCGUACGUCAGUCUGUGUUGAUGUUUUGUGAGUGGUGGUGAGGUGGAAACGAUCAGACGAGUCCCUUUUUUGCUUUAGAAGCCGUGUCCAAACUGCUGAGCUGUCUGCUCUGCUGCUUACUGUGGUUUCGGAGAGAGGCAUUUCUGUGUGAUCGGGAUCUCAGUGGCCUGAUUUGAAGACAAAAACAUCGAAAUAUUCGAUCUGAACAGGGUGACUGUCGUUUGAUUCUGUAGCAUUAGCCGUUAGCUACCAGUGAAGCUAACACCAACUGCUAACGCCAGCGAUGUUUUUGAUGGAAGAGUUUUUGACACCACUCGGCUCUCCGUGUACAGGACAAUGAUGGUAAAUUAUUUGUCGUUAAAUCUGUGAAUUUGUUUUUUACCAUAAGGAAAAUUAGUGUAUAUAUGCACAAAAGGGAAAAAAUAAGCGGACUGGAAGCUAAAGAGCUUAAAGGAACACUGCAUCAAUAGGACAUUAGUCAACACUCUAGCUUACGAUCUCUGUCUUUUCUACCCAAAGUGGACUGACUUAAGCACUGGAAUCACCGCCCUGGCCCACGGUAACCGGACACUGUCUGUAGGCCGUUCUGUCUACUCCCAGUAAGCGUCAAAACUGUCAAACGGAGCUUAUUUUAAGCGCAUUUAAAGUGAAUACCGGCGUCUGCAGUCGCAGGGAACAUCUGGCCUCCACCAAGCCUGCUGUGGUUCACGGAAAAAGUGCAACAAAACCUGCCAUUCUUUCUUGUACUGCUUUUUUACGCAGAAGGUGGAGUGGAUUAUACAACGAGGAAUAUUCCCGGAGAAAGCUUGUUCAGCUCCUGUUGAACCAUGACCAUUCUUCCCAAGAAAAAACCCAGUUCUGGAGGUCCAGAUGAAGACAGCCGUGGCAGUUCGACUGCACGGCCACGAGCCUCUCCCCCUCCCUGGUCAUAUGCCCCACCUCCCCCCACACCCAGCACCUCUCCUCCACCUUCAGCCCCUCCUUCUGUGGGUCCCUCAGAGCCUGGAGCCUCCCGGGCUGAGCUGGGGAGCUGUGGGGGAGGGCUGGGGGGCUGCUGCUCUGGUCCUGGGCUCAGCAAACGCAGAAGACAGGCUGGAGGCUGCUCAGUAGCCGUGGGCUCUCUUACUGGAGGGGGGCAGCCGGGGGUCACCGGCCCUGGGGCCAGUCAGGACCAGGAGGAAGGAGCUGGAAACAACAGUGAGGAUGAGUAUGAGAACGCUGCACGACUACAGGCUGUGGACCCUGCCACUGUGGAACAGCAGGAGCACUGGUUUGAGAAAACUCUAACAGAGAAAAAGGGCUUUGUCAUAAAGAAAAUGAAGGAAGAUGGAGCCUGUCUCUUCAGGGCUGUCGCGGACCAGGUGUAUGGAGACCAGGACAUGCAUGAAGUGGUCAGGAAACACUGUAUGGAUUAUUUGAUGAAGAAUGCAGACUACUUUUCGAGCUAUGUAACAGAGGACUUCACCACUUACAUCAACCGCAAGCGCAAGAACAACUGCCAUGGCAACCAUAUCGAGAUGCAGGCCAUGGCGGAGAUGUAUAACCGUCCCGUGGAGGUUUACCAGUAUGGUACAGAGCCCAUCAACACCUUUCACUCCAUUCACCAGAACCAUGAUGAGCCCAUCCGCGUCAGCUACCACCGAAAUAUUCACUAUAACUCAGUGGUCAACCCCAACAAGGCCACCAUUGGAGUGGGGCUUGGGCUGCCUGCCUUCAAACCAGGGUAUGCUGACCAAUCACUGAUGAAGUCUGCCAUAAAGACCUCAGAAGAGUCAUGGAUUGAGCAGCAGAUGUUGGAGGAUAAGAAGCGGGCCACCGACUGGGAGGCCACUAAUGAAGCCAUUGAGGAACAGGUGGCACGAGAAUCUUACUUGCAAUGGCUCCAGGACCAGGAAAAGACCAGACAGCCUCGUAAAGCCAGCGCCACCUGCAGCUCGGCAACAGCAGCUGCAUCAAGUGGAUUAGAUGACUGGAGUGCCCGGUCGCCGCGACAACGGGAAACGGACACAUCUCACUCCGACCUCACCACUGCUACGGCAACCAUUAACAAACCUCCAUCUCCAGGAGGAGCUGCACUCAUUCUCAGCAAACCUCCGUCCCCCUGUGCUCCAGGUCCCAGUAAUCCCAGUCGUCACCAUCUGGAAUACAGAGCUAUAAUGCAGGAGAUGUCCCCCACUGCUUUUGGUCUGACAGAUUGGGAAGAUGACGAGAUCCUGGCUUCUGUCCUGGCGGUGUCCCAGCAGGAGUAUUUAGACAGCAUCAAACAGCGGCAGAGCAGCUCCAGCAGCGUGCACAGAGAGAGAGAGCCUUCACCAGACAGCAGCUGAUACAGACAACCUUCCUCUACUCCACUACCUUCACCCCUCUCUCCACUGUCCCUCCUAUUACCAACUUCACAAACAGGAUCGAAAUAAAUCAUCAAAUGUACCCUUUAGUUCCUCAUUCUACAACUCUCUCUCAAAUAUGAGCUGAGAAUUAUGGGCAUGUUAUAAUAUGAACCCGGGUUUCUUUUAAGAACAAAACUCAGUUAUACUGGUGUUGCUACUUAAGGCUCCUCUAUCAUGCUUUUUUGACAUUUUUUAGCUUUAAGCCAUUUUAUAAUGUUGUUUACUCCUCAAAGUCCUUUAUGAGGUAUUUUUUGUUUGAUUCUGACAAUAUAUAAUGACCCAGAGGCAUGGGAUUAAACACACACACACAGAACACUUCAUACACUUAAAAUGUAAGCUAAAGUGGUCAGAAUAUAGCAUAAUAGGGGAUCUUUAAGUCAAAAAAUUGCAGCAGGUAACAUCCCAAUUUUGUGAGCUCUUACUUGCCCAAUCCAAACAGUUGGCAACAAACCCUUGGACUUGACAUUCAAAUUUGCACAAUAUUCUACUUUAUGGGAAAAGUGCUAAUGGGUAGUUUAUGCUAUUGCUAAUGGCAUUUUCCUUGCAAGCUCAAAAUCACCUCAAAGUCUUACUUUGGUCUCUUAAUCUAUUUUGCCGUUAGUUUUGCUUUUUCCAUCCAUUUGUUUUUCAAAAAAACAUGUAUAAAACUGUGAAAAAAUUUGAAUCGGAACUGAAUAAUGAAAUUGACCCUUCCUUCCCCCUAAAAAGGCUAACUUAGCAUGUUAAUAUUAAAAUCUCUUUUGUAAAGCUAGUUCUUUGCUAUCAACGACAGUUGUUUAAUGGGUGCAGUUCACUUAAGGAGCGCUUUGCAAGAGGAAAAAAAAAUCCAUAAUAUAGAUUGAUCUGUAAAAUUUACAGAUUUUUUUUUCUAGUUUUAAAAUGACUGUAGUGUAAAAGUUCUAUAACUCAAAUAGCUGUAUUUGUUCGAUCUACAGACACUUGAAAUGAAAUUUAAAUGCCAAAUUAUGUUCUAAUUUUUAUAAAAAAAUUAAUGUGAAUAAACAUUUCCAAAAUUAAAGCUUACUUUCUUAUGCACAACUGUCUUGAUAAGCGCUUUUUAAAAACUGCACCUCUAGAAAAUUGUCAUAGCACGUAAUUGAACCAUUUCAAAAGUUUGUUUUUCUUGGCCUGAAAACCACAUUUUAGCCUGACCACCCCUCUCCUCGCCCACCGCCACCCCCAACCCCGCCUCUCUCUUUGUCAUCCUGCACCAUCAGACUUAUUUAGCUGCAUGUGUAAUGACCACCACCAAUUAAUAUCAUCUUAGAAAAAAGUCAAUAAUAAAAAAAGGAGAGAAAAAGAAAAUUGUGAACCUUUCUCCUGUUGAUUGAAUAAUGUUGUAUUAAUAAUUAUAUAAGUUUGUUUUAUUUUAUUUUCCUGUUUGGGAUGAAAAUACUUUUUUUCUUGGAAUAAAAGAAAACAUUUCUGAACAAA
Messenger RNA from Periophthalmus magnuspinnatus, 3838 nucleotides. RefSeq names its product OTU deubiquitinase 5a (gene otud5a). NCBI's taxonomy places the organism in Eukaryota, Metazoa, Chordata, Actinopteri, Gobiiformes, Gobiidae. The record is from RefSeq and is a predicted model, not a curated record. Gene Ontology annotation, molecular function: cysteine-type deubiquitinase activity; K63-linked deubiquitinase activity. The transcript has 9 exons. Bases 845 to 2344 code for a protein of 499 amino acids. Gene Ontology annotation, biological process: protein deubiquitination.